Molecule: messenger RNA, 2568 nt
Organism: Epinephelus lanceolatus (giant grouper)
Lineage: Eukaryota; Metazoa; Chordata; Actinopteri; Perciformes; Serranidae
Source: RefSeq, a predicted model, not a curated record
AGAGGGAAACAGGAACAGAAAGUGAAGACUUGUCAAGAUGUCUGGGUGAGGGGGACCAGAACAGAGCAGAAACCAGAUGCCAAAACAGAAACAACAGAAGUCUGAGCAGCUGACUGGAUUAGACAGGAGGGGUGAGCUGACCUGCCACUUCACAUGUGCCUGCAGGACACGCCCAUAUUUAACCACCUCUCUGCAAAACUAAACUGAAAGCCAAAGGGCAGGAGGACAGGAGAAGACUCAGGAAGACAAAGGGAAAGAAAACAGUCCGUGGGAUGCCAAGCAGCGUAAACAAACUUGGCUGAAACACAGAUUUUCAUCAAGAUCAUCACAACGGGACUAUUUCAAAGAAAACCUUGUUAUACACAAAUCAGCUCUUGGUCUUUUUGAUUUGUUUAAAGAACGCGUUGGCUUUGUAACCACCUCACAGGACACUUCAAGGAAGAGGCCAUACAUGAAGUCAACCUCCAUGCUUCCAGCGUUUCCAUUUAACAUAAACAACCCAAGCUUGAGCGCAUAUACAACAGGCCUCAUCAGAUAGAGCUGUAAACUCUGAUCUUUAGAAGCAGAAAACAGGAGCACAUGAAAGUUUAAUGUAUCUGACCUGACAGCUGCUGGGUCGGUGGGCAUUUGAUGUUUUGUUGAGCAAAGAAUAAAACUUCAUAUCGUACAACAUUAAAGCUGGAACCACAUUACGAUAAAGGAGGUAAAUUAACUCCAUAUCUUGAUAAUCCGUGUGACUCCAGCUGCCUAAUAUGCACAUUUACUGACUCGCAAACUUCACAACCCUCUAAAGGAUUUAUUAAAACUUUACAACUGCCAGAGAACGUCAAUUAACAGGAGUCACAGCUCCGUAUCCAAAAGCCAUGGAUGGAAGAACAGACAGCAUCCAAGAUUUUUUCAACCAACUUUGGAGCUUCACUACAGACAAGCACGACCAGGGGGUCUUCAACACUGUCUGCCUGGUGGUCCUCCUAACUCUUCCCCUGCUGGUGCUCCUCACCGCUUUUGUUGUGUGCUGCCACUGCUGCUGCUGUCGCCAUGCCAACAGCUGCUGUUGCUGCUGCUGCAAAGACGCCAUGGCAACCGCAAGGUCAGAAACGAAGAAGAAAAAGAAUUCAGCCAACACUGAAGACUUGUGGAUCUCUGUCAAGACGGGGCCGAUGACACCUGACAGGGUCGCCCUGGCCAUGGUGUAGGAAUCCAUUUUAUAUUUUGAAAUUUCUGAUCCUGGGUCAGUUGGUGCAGUCGAGCUGACCAAGCUUCUCAAAAGAGUGAAACUCGAACCAGCUCGAACUCAAAGGACACUUUAGACAAAUGGGAGAGACCUCACAUUGUCAUGGGCACAGAUUUGGUUGUAAACAGUGUACAGAUUCUUGUUAUUUUGUAAUCAUGUGAUGUCAUGUGUGGAAAAUGUUUACAACAUUUUGUAUGAUCUUUUUAGUGUGUGGUACAUAAAGGAAGAAAUACGCAGAACCAUAUAUACCUGCAAAUAUGUGUGCGUGUGCUUGUGUGAGUGGAUUAGAUAGAGAGAAAGUGUGUGAGAGAAGUAGUGUUAUUGAGAGCACUUUGUUCUUAGAGCUCCCAUGUGAAAUUCAUUGCAUCUGUAUUUGGGAGAGAGAGCCAAUUUAAGGAGUGCACAGUGUUCAGAUGGCCAAAACACUGCCUACUUUUCACACUCAGGCUGAAAUCUAGAUUCGUGUUUGACUCACUUCCUUAAAAAACAACAAAAAAAGCCACUGAUGUCCAAAAAGUUUCUCUCACAAGAUGCAGAAAGAGAAGCAGAACUUAUCUCAUUUUUACUUCUUUCCUGCUUUCUUACUUUACUUGCUACAGUGUGGGACGCAGGAGAGACACUCCUCCUAGGUUUGGUUUUUGAGUGGUGUUGUAUUCAGGUCAAGUGAGCCUUAAAGGCACGAUUCAUAACCUGAAUGUAAGGAAAAGGACCAAGAAGUAGAAAAUAAAAUUGGAAUCUGUUAUUCUUCCCUAAGAUAUUUGAAUGCACUGAUUAACACAACCAGUCAGUAAAAUUUUCUGGGCUUGUACUUACUGAAGUUUUAGAUUUAAGUAAGUUCAACCUGGACCCCAUUUUCCCAUGUUUUGUGUCUAAGUGACAAAUGGGCACGACAAUUUUUGAAAUUAUAUUAUUAUUGAGCGAGAGUGCUGCAGCUGGCAGCCAUGAAACAGGCUGCAAGGUAACCACUUGGUGUAUGUGUACAGUGUAAAUUCACGUCCACUAAAAGUGCUUGUUUUUGCCACUGACAGGCUCAAAUUAUUAUUCUAAGUCUGACAAAAUUAUAGAAAAGAUCCCUAUAGAAGUCAACCCUUUUGUUGGAGUAAGAUCCUCUUUGUUUAACUAAAAACAGCCCCAAAAUUGCCACAGGCAAACCCGCCAGAUUCCAUUUAAAUAAACAUUAAUUUUAACAUAUGUAGAGUUGGGGAUUGUUAGAACAGUGGAAACACGAACCAAGAAGGUUUUGGAGAGUUUUAUUUUGUUUUUGUUGACUGUGUUGUUUGGAACAAGGUUGAUUUUUCUGAGCUAUUGCACCAUGAAUAAAGUCAUCAACUAGA